UCAUGGCGGUGAGCCUGCUGCGUAUACACUGAAAAAAGCAUCGUUAUCAAUAAAUGGGCGGUGAGCCUGCUGUACGUAUACACUGAAAAAAGCAUCGUUAUCAAUAAAUGGGAAGUUACAAUCGACUGAUAAAAUCAACAGCUUAACAAAUUGAUCAAACGGAAGAGACGACGAUGUUGAGUUGGUUCAGAAAAGGCAAGAAGAAUGAGGGCGGAGGUACCAGGAAUGAUAGGCCGCCGGAAGAUGACUGCUGCCCCAUUUGCUUCAAUGAAUUCCACGUUCCAUGCCGGACUAACUGCGGCCACUGGUUUUGCGGCGGAUGCCUUCUUGGGCUUUUGAGAUCCGUGGUGAAGUGCCCUGUGUGUGAAUCCUGGGUAUAUAAACUUGUUCCCCUUUUACCUGCACUGGUUCAGCCCGGAAGAGAAGAAGAAGCUAGUGAGAUCCUCGGGGAGAUCGAGCAAUUUAAUACUGAAGACGAGCUAAGAAGAGAAUUUGGUGAGCUCGAUGAGCUCCUCAGAGAGAAGAAGCAAAAUCGUGAAGACUCGAUUGUAUUUCGCAUCUUCAUGAAAUAUGGAGAUCUGAUCGAGGGCGUGACAAAAGCUCUAGUUUGUCUAUUAUGGUUUAGUUUUGUGCUGAAACAAUUUGUCAACAUAAUAAUUGACUUCCGCUUGUGGCCAAAUGGUAUGUUCCUCUUCAUUUCAGUUUAGACUGCAUUGUAUUAUGGUUCUUCGUUUCAGCUUUAUUUUAGUUUUGGCUACUUGCAACUUAAUUUUUUUACAGAAGGGAUGGCAUUCCGACUGUGUCAAACGCUGAGAUGUGCUAUUGUUGUACUUGGUUUGAUUUGGAUGAUUAGGCGACAUAUAUGGGGAUAGAAUUUGAUGCAUUUGGCGGAAUAGAAUGGAGAUCGACAAUGGAUUCUGUUGCAGGAAAAUGUGUUUUUGUGAACAUUCAAAUGCUUCAUGUGGAUAGUGGUUUUCUGUCUUUCUUGUCCAACUGCAACUCCUCAUUUGGAGCUUUUUUUAGUUGAUUUCAUCAAUAUAUCUAAUGCAGUAGACUUAUCUUCUCUA
Messenger RNA from Salvia splendens (bonfire salvia), 1067 nucleotides. RefSeq names its product E3 ubiquitin-protein ligase RNF170-like. The record is from RefSeq and is a predicted model, not a curated record. The transcript is spliced from 6 exons. Gene Ontology annotation, molecular function: ubiquitin protein ligase activity; metal ion binding. NCBI's taxonomy places the organism in Eukaryota, Viridiplantae, Streptophyta, Magnoliopsida, Lamiales, Lamiaceae. The coding region runs from base 174 to 707 and encodes 177 amino acids.